This is a messenger RNA of Brassica napus (rape), 792 nucleotides long. RefSeq lists its product as uncharacterized. The transcript has a single exon. The coding region runs from base 1 to 792 and encodes 263 amino acids. Lineage: Eukaryota; Viridiplantae; Streptophyta; Magnoliopsida; Brassicales; Brassicaceae. The record is from RefSeq and is a predicted model, not a curated record.
AUGGGUGCAUGGAAACUGAUUGAUGUCACAGGCGCCAUCGGCACAACGUAUCUGGGUCUUCCUCGCAGAGCACUGGUGUGUGAAGCGGUCUCAAGUGAUGGCUGGAUUCUGAGAAAUAAACGCAGCAGGAAGUUCCAGUCUUUAUACAAUCAGAUACUCGCGAAGCCGGUCCCUGAUGCAGAUAGGGGAGAUGAUCUGGUUUUAUGGAAGCAAGGAGAGGAUGAUUUCCAAGACAGGUUCUCUACUGCAAACACUUGGGAGCAUAUUAGGCCAAAGAAGCCGAAGGUAGCUUGGUAUAAGGUCGUCUGGUUCGCACAGAGCACACCUCGGUACGCCUUUAUCACUUGGCUAGCAGUACAAAACCGGCUUUCUACUGGAGACAGGAUGAGGAGUUGGGAUAUUACGCAGGAGUGUGGACUGUGUGGAGAAAGGGAUGAGACAAGAGAUCAUCUCUUCUUUGCAUGUCCCUACUCUUUCACUGUUUGGGAAGGUCUGGUGAGAGGAUUCUUUGGCCGAAGGACUAACCCUGACUGGUCUAUUACGCUUAAUGCAAUCAAACGCGAGAGGGUAAAUAGACUUGACUCCAUUCUAAGAAAUCUGAUCUUCCAAACAGUCAUUUAUCAUAUUUGGAGAGAAAGAAAUUCCAUGCGGCAUCAGUGCAAAUGGACGUCUACAAACCAUAUGCAAAAGGUUAUUGAUAGAUCGAUGAGAAACAGAAUAGUGUCGCUGAAGUAUGGUCUGCAGCAUAGAAUUGAUGGACUUUUACAACGAUGGUUUGAGCUCACGGGUUAG